Molecule: messenger RNA, 1731 nt
Organism: Malassezia restricta
Lineage: Eukaryota; Fungi; Basidiomycota; Malasseziomycetes; Malasseziales; Malasseziaceae
Product: E3 ubiquitin-protein ligase HUWE1
Exons: 2
Coding region: 1-1731 (576 amino acids)
Biological process (GO): proteasome-mediated ubiquitin-dependent protein catabolic process; protein polyubiquitination; positive regulation of protein catabolic process
Molecular function (GO): ubiquitin-protein transferase activity
Source: RefSeq, a predicted model, not a curated record
AUGACAGAGGAACGAAAUCCGUCAUCUGGAUUGCCUGAUAUUGGCGGCUCAUCGGAUGGCCUUGCGCAAAUGCUCUCACAGCUCCAAAACUAUGGGCCCAAUCCAUUCACUUUACUUCUGCCAAGCGCCAGCGGCUUAACCUUGACACGCAACCGCAGCGGCUUUGGACCUUGGAACGCACAAGAACAUGGCGAAGCUCAAGAAGAGAAGCAAGAAGACUCUGAGAAAAAGCGUGAAAUGGAAACUAAACUGUCGCGCGUAUAUGAAAGUUUCGACCUGGAGAUGCUCUGGAAGCGUUUGAGCGAAGCACUUUCUCGGUUACAAUCUGAUCCUGCAUCUGCUCAAGUGCUUCUUCCUAGCAUAGAAAGCUUGAUGGUUGUGUCACAACACGUCAUGGGCACGCGGUCUCCCGAAGAUGAGCCUCUGGAGUGCGUGACGUCAGAACCAGGUACCCGACGUGCCCAGAUGGAGAGUGACUUUUUGUCGUUUACCGAAAAGCAUCGCAAAAUUCUUAAUCUCAUGGUACGCCAAAAUCCCGCGCUCAUGUCCGGCUCCUUUUCUCUCCUUGUUCGUAACCCCAAGGUACUGGACUUUGACAACAAGCGCAACUACUUCUCUCAACAACUACACAAAGGUCGUCGCGAGCAUUAUACCCCUCUCUCUUUGACUGUUCGGCGACAACAUGUGUUUUAUGACAGUUUCCAGUACUUUAACCGCAAGUCAGGCCCGGAAAUCAAGCAUGGCAAACUAAAUGUGCGAUUUCAUAACGAAGAUGGCGUGGACGCAGGUGGUGUGACGCGCGAAUGGUUUCAAGUACUCUCUCGAGAGAUGUUCAAUCCUGACUAUGCCUUGUUCCAGCCUUGUGCAGCCGACUGCACGACAUACCAGCCGAAUAAGAUGAGUUCUGUCAACGACAUGCAUUUGGCCUUUUUCAAGUUUAUUGGGCGUGUGAUCGGCAAGGCCAUUUACGAUGGCCGGCUUUUGGAUGCGUACUUUACCCGCAGCUUUUACAAGCACAUCCUGGGACGCAAAGUCGAUUAUAGGGAUUUGGAGGCUGUGGAUCCUGAAUACUAUAACAGCAUCCAGUGGAUGUUGAACAACGACAUUACAGAUGUGCUGGAUCUGACUUUUGCGGUUGAGGAGGAUGUGUUUGGUGAGACACGCACCAUUGAACUCAAGCCCGGGGGCUCAUCGAUCCCAGUGACCGAAUCAAACAAGCACGAGUACGUGCGUCUUGUGACGGAGCAGAGUUUGACCAAUUCGAUCCGCUCGCAAAUCGAUGCGUUCCUUGCAGGCUUCCACGAAAUCAUUCCACCGUCUCUCAUCAAGCUCUUUAGUGAGAGGGAGCUAGAGCUUUUGAUUUCUGGUUUGCCUGACAUUGACGUGGACGAAUGGAAGAACAAUACAGACCUUCGUGGCUACAAGUCGAGUGAUCCUAUGAUUCAGUGGUGGUGGCGCGCUGUGCGUUCGUUCGACCAAACCGAGAAGGCCAAGCUGCUGCAGUUUAUCACGGGCACAUCUAAAGUGCCGCUCGAAGGAUUCGCCCAUCUGCAAGGGGUAAAUGGCACUCAGCGCUUCAAUAUCCACCGUGCCUACGGUGAGGACCGCUUACCAGCGGCGCACACCUGCUUUAACCAGCUCGACUUGCCCGCGUACGAAUCGUACGAGAAGCUGCGUAGUCAACUGCUUCUGGCCAUGAAGGAAGGCGCGGAAGGAUUUGGUCUAGCAUGA